Molecule: messenger RNA, 3021 nt
Organism: Scophthalmus maximus (turbot)
Lineage: Eukaryota; Metazoa; Chordata; Actinopteri; Pleuronectiformes; Scophthalmidae
Gene: nr2c1
Product: nuclear receptor subfamily 2, group C, member 1
Exons: 14
Coding region: 457-2289 (610 amino acids)
Biological process (GO): cell differentiation; negative regulation of transcription by RNA polymerase II; anatomical structure development
Molecular function (GO): RNA polymerase II cis-regulatory region sequence-specific DNA binding; zinc ion binding; nuclear receptor activity
Source: RefSeq, a predicted model, not a curated record
AUCUUCCGUAUCGAUUUUAAGUAGCCGGCCGACAGGAGCUCGCUCGCGUUCCCACGAGAGCUUCGCAGCACAUUUGCGGUCGCGAUGCAGUCGCAUUAACCUGUGUUUUAAACCGGGGCCAGCAAUAGUGCAGUUUCGAGCUAGCGCCGGCUAGAUUGGUUAGCACAGGCGACGAGCUAAACACGCAGUAUAAUGAAUCAUGUAUUUGUACUUGGUCUGUUGGUUCGCUGCAGGUCUGUUAUGUUGACGUCGGUAGCUCUGGACACAGUUCUGACCUGGCCGACUCCUACGUACAUUUACCUUCAUUGUCCCUCCACACAAUCGACUUCUGUGAAUACGAGCACAACAACCGCACCGCCUAGUCGUUCGAAGAAGCGACUCAGCCUUUGAAAAGUGUGCAUGCCUCAUGGGGCACUGAUGUGAAGAGCAGUGCCAGAAGGUGUGUGCAGUAUCAGAAUGGAUGGACAGACUCAACGGAUUCAGCUUGUGUCGGCGGACAACAACAUGGCUUUAGGACACAGGAUCCAGAUUGUAACAGAUCAGCAGACUGGCCAGAAGAUCCAGAUUGUCACAGCACUUGAGCCAUCUUCCCCUGGAAAGCAGCAGUUUAUUCUAGCAAAUGCUGAUUAUUCCCCUGGUGGCAAGGUGAUCCUGACCAAGCAGGAGGGCUCACCCAACAAGGUCAUUCUCACGACUCCAGACGGCUCUGGGGUUAACCAGCUGCUGUUUGCCUCCCCUGAACUGGCUGGGCAGCAGAUUCAGUUUGUGACCGAAGGCUCAGACCAGUCUAUUGUGAAGCCAGUUGUGGAGUACUGUGUCGUUUGUGGGGAUAAGGCCUCAGGGCGUCAUUACGGAGCUGUCAGCUGUGAGGGCUGCAAGGGCUUCUUCAAACGCAGCAUUAGGAAAAACCUGGUGUACACGUGCAGGGGCUCCGGAGAGUGUGCCAUCAACAAGCUUCACCGAAAUCGGUGCCAGUACUGUCGACUGCAGCGCUGCAUGGCUCUGGGCAUGAAACAAGAUUCUGUGCAGUGUGAGAGGAAGCCUGUUGAAGUGACCAGAGAGAAGUCUGUCAACUGUGCUGCCUCCACUGAGAAGAUCUACAUCCGCAAGAACCUGUGUAGCCCUCUGGCUGCCACACCUACUUUUGUAUCCGACAAGGAAACUGCGAGGUCUACAAGUUUGCUUGAGUCGAGCAUGUUGCUUAACAUCCAACAACCAUUCUCCAAGUUGGAAAAUACCAUCCUGGUCCCGGCAUCGCCUGACAAGCAGGACGACCCGUGUCAAGGUGACCUUGGUACGCUGGCAAAUGUGGUGACUUCCCUCGCUCACCUCAACAAGACCAGGGAGGCGAGUGACAGCAGCAACGACAUGAUGGGAGUCGAAACUCUAAGCAAUGGCGACAGCUCGAUGACAGACCUCCAAGGAGAUGAGCAAAGUGCAAGUGAUAUCACGCGAGCUUUUGACACCCUGGCUAAAGUCCUGCACCCUGGUGACGGCUCAGCAGGGGACUCCUUGGAGGCCACAAUGCAGCUGAUGUCCGGGGACCAGUCGGGCCCCGUGGUGGAGUUGGAGGGACCUCUACUCUCUGACAGUCAUAUCCCUUUCAAGCUUAUGAUGCCUUUGCCCGUGCCGGAGUACCUCAAUGUCAACUACAUCUGUGAAUCAGCUUCCCGUUUACUCUUUCUCUCUAUGCACUGGGCACGCUCCAUACCUGCCUUUCAAACCCUUGGUGGUCAAGACAAUGACAUUAACUUGAUGAAGGCCUGCUGGAAUGAACUGUUUGCCCUGGGUCUGGCGCAGUGUUCCAACAUAAUGAAUGUUGGUACCAUCUUAAGUGCCAUUAUCAACCAUCUGCAGACCAGCUUACAGGAAGAGAAGCUGUCCCCAGAUCGAGUUAAACUUGUCAUGGAGCACAUCUGGAGGAUGCAGGAGUUCUGUAACAGCAUGUGCAAGCUGUCCCCAGACUCUUAUGAAUAUGCCUACCUCAAAGCCAUCAUUCUCUUUAGUCCUGAUCACCCAGGCAUAGACAACACCCCACAGAUCGAGAGGUUCCAGGAGAAGGCCUACAUGGAGCUGCAGGACUAUGUCACCAGGACCUACCCUGAAGACUCCUAUCGGUUGUCCAAGCUGUUGCUGCGCCUUCCUGCCCUCAGGCUGAUAAGUGCAGCUGUCACCGAGGAGCUGUUUUUCGCUGGGCUCAUCGGCAACGUGCAGAUUGACAGCAUCAUCCCUUACAUCCUCAAAAUGGAGUCCACUGAUUAUAAUAGCCAGGCGGUCUCUGGUGUCUGACACCCGACUGGACUUUUUUCAAAGAGAGACAUUUGGACUGUGAGGACAGCCAACCUCCCAGAGUGCUUUGCAGACAGAGUUGUCGUAACAUGCUCUACCAAUGACACAGCCUCCUGUGUGACUUUUCACUUUACCUUGCUCCAACGUCGGAGUUUUCAGUAAACACUCAUAAAGAGGAUAAAUUAAAUCAACUCCAACAGCAAGCCCCGCCAGUAUGUGCCCCUUCAGGAACGAACCCUUGAAACCUGCAUAGUAGAUUGUGCUUUUUAUUGUACAUAGUAUUUUAUGCUUCAUUCUCUCCAAGCGUUUCCUUUUCUGCAGAUCUUGUUUGUACUUUGAAGUAAUCUGAAUUGUUUUGUUUUUUUCACUGCUUUCCUAUAUGGCCAUGCUUAUUUUUUCUUUUUUUUUCAUUUUCUAAUAAUUAUGAGGAAAAAAAGAGUUGUCAUAAUGUGAACCGAUUUGUGAGAUGUUGUUAUUGCUAAAGGUUAUAACCUUUAUUUCUUAUUUGUUAGCCAAUCCAAAGGAUAUGGCUUCAUCACUUGUCAACUAUUUGAGACGGAUGAUUCACAUGAAUCUGAAGUAAUUGUGUAUAUAGAUUUGUAUAUAGAAUGCACCAAGAAGGCCAUAAACGGCGGCCCUUGGUAAAUCAAGGAUUCAAUGUUUUGGAUGAACUAAUGUGGACGGAAAAUCAUGGUCAAGUUAUUUGACAAUAAAAACAUCUUUCAAAGAUGA